CUAUACAGCAUGGGUCAUGAAGGAGAGAGCAUCAAGGCAGAUAUCCUAGAUUUAUCAGAGAAUUUCCAAGAUUUUGAGAUUGACAGCAAUACUUGGCUCAGUUCAACGAUGGACUCACAAAAAGUGAAAAUUGAAAACCACAAAAGGGAGUGCCAUUACGUGCAGAAAAAUUGUAACAUCAUUGGAGUUCCUAUUUCGGAAGAGGAGUUGAAGAUACGAAGUGAGCUCGGAAUGGAGAUUGAAAGGGACUUAGAAGAAGAGAUCAAGGAGAGUAUAUACCACCUUGCUCUCCGGUUGCACCGGAUUUACCAGCAGAGGAAGGAAAGAAGUGCAAAAGAAGCAUCAAAACUUGGCAAUAACCGAGGUAGAGCACUUUCUGAAGUGAACAUAUGCAUAAGAAUGGAAGGGGCAACUAAAGUUGAAAUUAGAGAGGUUAACAAAGAAGGAGCUGAAAAGGGUUGUUCUUAUUAUCCACAGAAAUAUAGACCUCAAAAUGUGAAGAAAGUGAAGGAGGUUGAUUGGGUGAGGACCCUAAGAGCAGGUUCUAGCCCUGUUUGUGGUAGCAGAUCAUCAUCAUGUGUGAGCUCAAAGCAGAAGGAGAAAAAGCUAAGCACUGACCCUAAUGGUUUCUCCAACAGGAAAAUUCAUGGUGGGAGGGGAAGAAAGAGUGCAGGUUCCUCAGGGCUUGUAGUGAAACGGAAUGCAAGUGUGGACAAGAAGAUACUUCGUUUGGGGUGGAAGGUUUGAAUUGAAGGUCUUGCUUUGAUUCGUGAAUUUUAUUUUGCUUUAUUUGCAUAAAUAUAUAAUAGUAUAGUUUGGGACGAUUUUCCUUAAUAU
Molecule: messenger RNA, 837 nt
Organism: Cajanus cajan (pigeon pea)
Lineage: Eukaryota; Viridiplantae; Streptophyta; Magnoliopsida; Fabales; Fabaceae
Source: RefSeq, a predicted model, not a curated record